This is a messenger RNA of Clarias gariepinus (North African catfish), 1609 nucleotides long. RefSeq lists its product as uncharacterized. Gene Ontology annotation, cellular component: membrane. NCBI's taxonomy places the organism in Eukaryota, Metazoa, Chordata, Actinopteri, Siluriformes, Clariidae. Bases 183 to 974 code for a protein of 263 amino acids. The record is from RefSeq and is a predicted model, not a curated record. The transcript has 9 exons.
AGAGAGAGAGAGAGAGAGAGAGAAGAGAGACCACACACUGCAGCUGCAUAACUCACACACUCACACUCACACACACACACGCACACACAGAGAAUCCUGCGCCUUGUACAGUAUAUCUGGAUCAGGAGAGAGAAGAAAGUGUAAAGCCAUCAGGUCGGUAUAUCUAGACGGCUUUAGUCAUCAUGGCAUUAGGCGGAUGUGGACAGGUCUGCAAGUGGAUCGUCAUCCUGUUUAACAUACUCUUCACUUUGCUGGGUAUGGGUUUAUUAGCAGGUGGAUUGUAUCUGCGCUUCAGUGCUGACAUACCUGAAGACCUGAAAACCAACCAUUUUCUCUUUAUGGUCGGACUGUGCAUAGGCAUUAGUGUUUUGAUCCUCAUUACUGCCGUGGUUGGGGAUUAUGGCUCCUGUAGUGAGAAUAAAUCUGCGCUUGGUGGAUACUGCUUUCUGCUGUCCUUUCUUGCUACAGCAGCGGCCAUUGGAGGGGGCAUGGCAUUUGUUUACAACAAAGAGUUCUCAAACCACGUUUCAGAGUUUUACGCCACUAUCUACACCCAGUACCUGAUUACCGGAGAUGGGAUCAGAGCCUUCAUUCUCAAAUCAUUCCACAGCUCUUUUGACUGCUGUGGCCUGGGCGGAGUUGCACAGACGGUUAUGGGCGUUACCAACAUCUGUCCAGAGGAGUCUUCCAUACUGGGAAUUUCUUAUUCUACCUCUAAAAGUUGUUUGCCUCUGAUUGUGGGCGGGAUGAAGGCCUCUUCAGUGCUGACAUUUUUCAUGGUAAUCACUGGUAUCUUGGUCUUCAUUGUUGUGUGCGCUGGUUUUAUUUACCAGCAGCUGUCUCGCCCUGCCCUUGUUUCUCCUCCAUACAUUCCUCUCUCCUCAACUUCUUGUUCUCCCUCCACUGUUACCAUGUCCUCCGCUAUCCCUCCUUACUCUUUUCCAUCCCACAUCACUAAGGUUGAACAAGUCUGAUCUAAUAUAAAGCAGAAUGUACAGUCAUUUCCCUUUAUUUCCCGUCAUGUACCUGUCCUUUUCCGACUAAAACAGGUUACAAGGUGAUUAGUGAAGUUCUCUUUUCCUUCUUUUAGGUCAUAGAGCUCUAUUUGAAACUUUGAUCUUUUUGGUUCUCUUCUCUGGAUUUUUACCUCUCUCCCUCUCUCCCUCCCCCCCCCCCUCUCUCUCUCUCUCUCCAUCCCUCUGCUAGUUCCUGGUGUUGGUCUGCAGUGUCAUGCUGUGUUACAGCAUAAAGAACAGUGUGCACUAUUCACCACCUCUCUACUACUGACCCACAAAAGCUCAACGAUGCAGCAGACCAGCUUUGUGAUACUUCCAUUCUCUCACUCCUUUCUUUCCUUUUACAUCAAUUACUUCUUAUUUUUCUUCUUCUCUAACACAUCUACUCUGGUACCUGUAGUCCAUGCACUCAGCUUUUUCCCCACCUCUACCAACCUAAUUUGUUCAGCACAGUCAUCUUAGAUCCUUCUGUUGUCCACAGAAAAUCCUUCUCUCAUCUCCCCAAUAAUCAUCUCCCAGCUUAUCCUGGCUCCAAACCAAACUUUUACUUCUGUCUCUUCUUGACCUUCUCCUGGCCUUCUCUUCUUAUUUCC